Molecule: messenger RNA, 1222 nt
Organism: Momordica charantia (bitter melon)
Lineage: Eukaryota; Viridiplantae; Streptophyta; Magnoliopsida; Cucurbitales; Cucurbitaceae
Product: putative lipid phosphate phosphatase 3, chloroplastic
Biological process (GO): phospholipid dephosphorylation; phospholipid metabolic process
Cellular component (GO): membrane
Molecular function (GO): phosphatidate phosphatase activity
Source: RefSeq, a predicted model, not a curated record
UUGAACUUUAUUCACAAUCACCGCUUCCCCUCUCAUUCUUCCCUUUUCUCCUAAAAAAAUCUCACUUCUUCCUCUCAGGAAUUAUGAGGGAAGCUCACCGGAGUGGUCAUCAAACUGCCGUGUCGGGCGGAGCCGCCGCUGUCCUAAAGCGCCGCCGGCUUGAUUGGUUGAUGGUGUUGGUUCUCAUGUUCAUGUAUUUUGGGAUAUUCAAAAUCCAACCGUUUAGGCGAUAUGUGGGGAGAGAUAUGAUCGCCAAUGUUAAAUAUCCUUUGAUGGGAGUCACCAUUCCCUUCUGGACUGUUCCUUUGUAUGCGGUUGUGUUGCCAAUUGCAAUCUUUCUGGCGGCGUAUAUGCGUAGAAGAGACGUCUAUGAUCUUCACGAUGCCAUUUUAGGUAUUCUCUUAUCUGUGCUAGUAACAGGAGUUCUCACUGAGGCAACUAAGAAUGCAACUGGUCGCCCGAGGCCCGACUUCUUUUGGCGUUGUUUUCCCGAUGGGAAUGAGGUUUACAACCGAUUCGGAAACGUCGUAUGUCAUGGGAAGAAAAGUUUCGUCUUGGACGGGUACAAGAGUUUUCCUAGUGGUCAUGCUUCAUGGUCAUUUGCUGGCCUUGGUUUUCUCUCAUUGUACUUAUCAAGCAAGCUAAGAGUGUUUGAGCAUGGAGGCAAUGUUGCAAAACUACUUUUGGCUCUCUUUCCUUUGUUGGUUGCUUAUGUGGUUGGGAUCUUUAUGGUGAAUGACUACAUGCACCAUUCCCUAGAUGUUCUUUUUGGUGCUCUCAUUGGUCUUGUGGUGGCUACACUUAUUUAUUUGCAGUUCUUUCCAUCCCCGUAUCCUCAAGAUGUUUUCUUCCCGACGUCGGAGCAAUCAAGAACGAAUGCUCUAAGAAGCAAUGUUACGGCGAAUGCUAAUAGCGGUGUGGACAUUGAGGCCCCCAUGUCUCCUGAAAAUGGAGGUCGGUGACGAGAGUGACUAUGAUUUUCGAUCUUAAGGUUUAAAUCCCGGCCCAACUCGUGCUUGCAUAUAAUUAUUGAUUAUAUUUAGUUUUGUGGGUUCAUUUGAUUCACAAUUUAGGAAGAAUUUAAUUUCUUUGUUUAAAAUGCGUAAUGUACAAGUUUGUUUAUAUGCCUUUGAAUGCUCUAAUAUUUAUGUAUUUAUCUUUUAGAAGGGAGGAUUAUUUGUGCUUGAUUUGAGCUUCUUUUGAGAGGUAUCACUUUAAUUGA